GUUUUUGGCGACCACAACAAAACUCGCUUGCUCCUCUAUGUAAUCAAAGUGCACGCUGCGUUUUGAUGGUGGGAUGUCCUGUGAAGCGCUUGGUUAGUUUGCCAUCAAACCACGUUUUGGGCAAAGCUUCCCAACUUCGGGAUGGAGAACUUCAUUCUUUAUGAAGAAAUUGGGAGGGGGAGUAAGUCCGUUGUAUACAAAGGCAGACGAAAAGGUAGUAUCCAUUUCGUUGCUAUCAUUUGCAGCGAGAAGGCAAAAAGACCCGAGCUAACUAACCAUGUGCGGCUGACCCAUGACAUCCAACACGACAAUGUUGUCUCAUUUUAUGAGUGGUACGAGACCAGCAAUCAUCUAUGGCUGGUUGUGGAACUGUGUACUGGAGGCUCACUUGAAGCAGUUAUAUCUCAGGAUGAAUGUCUGUCUGAAGAUGUUGUACGAGAAUUCGGGAGUGACCUGGUCAGGGGGCUGAAGCACAUCCAUGAAUCUGGCAUCGUCUUGUGUGAUCUCACUCCUGCCAAGGUUUUACUGGACGGUCCUGGUACUCUAAAGUACUCCAAUUUCUGUCUGGCCAAAGCUGAGGGUGAAAGCCUGGAAGAGUUCUUUUCCCUCGUUCUCUCUGCCGAAACAGGGGUUGGAGAUAGCAAAGAAAUGGAACUCAGUAAAAAUAUAAAGAACCGAAUCCAAGGCUCUCCUGUGUACUGUGCCCCGGAGGUUAUCAGAGGGGAGCCCAACAGCGUUUCCAGUGACUUUUGGGCCUUGGGCUGUGUCUUCUAUGAGAUGUUUACAGGCCGUCCCCCAUUCUUUUCCGAGACGUUCUCGGAUUUAAGUGACCUCAUUUUGCAUGAAGACCCUUCGCCACCACAACAAAAAGGUGCCAGCUUCUCAAGAGCCAGUCCAGAAUUCCAGGGUCUACUGACUGAGUUGCUACAGAAAGAUCCUCAGAAAAGGAUAAGUUGGGCGGGACUUCUGUCACACCCCUUCUGGAAAGGAGCCCUCUCCCAGCAGCUCUCCUCAGAGGAGGAGGCAGAGGAGGAGUCUCUCAUUUCCAGUCUGCAUCUGGUGUCGCUGGGGAUGCCGGGAUCAGAAGAGGGGCAUACAGGGGCUACGGGGCCCACGAGCCCCCACCUUAGCAAGUCUUUCACAUUAGAUAGUGUCACGGAGUUCAAACCAAAGUCUGCCCUUGAUGAUGAUGCCAGAGAGUCUGUCUUCCUGCUCAGCACUCGACCAACCCCGAGAACAAGCAGUGCAGCCAGGACUCAUGAGAGCGAGACAUGUGAGAGCAGAGUGGAUAUGUCCCUUGCAGAUCCUCAGACUGACAUCAUGUCUGGCAUUAAGGAGUUGCUCUACAUGGACUCAGACCUGGCAGUCACCCCCAUCAUAGACAACCCAAAGAUCAUGAAGAUUGUCCCCCUGAGAUUUGACUCAAAGACGCUGUGUGUGCCAUCCUAUUCAGCUGAGCGCCUGGUGUCCUUGCCUCCAGACGACUGGUCCUCCUUCCUGCAGCAGCUGUCUGCUGCUCUGGAGUCGGGUCCCGACGGGUCCAAGGGCUCCAGCUCCAGCUCCACGCCGCGCACCAAACUCAACCUCAUCAGCUACCUGUGCUGCGUCACCCCCUCCAGCCGCACCCUGGCCACGCGCCUCAUCAACUCCUCACUGUUCCCGGUGCUGACCCAGCAGCUACGCGCAGCCCCAAACUGGGAUGUGAAGACUAAAGUGAUGCGACUACUCGGUCUGCUGGCUGUUCACUGCACGGACCUUGCCGAAGACACACCCAUUACGGAGGCUGUGGCAACAUUCACAGAGCUCCUCCGAGAGAACUUCAGGAACAGCAAACUGAAGCAGUGCCUUUUGCCACCACUCGGGGAGCUGUUGCAUCUCAUUGCACUCCAGGAGGAGAAAAAAGAGCACCCAGGAGGAUUGUGGGUCGUUCCUGCUGCUGCCUACACAGUGUUAAUGAGGUGCCUUCGGGAAGGGGAAGAGCUGGUGGUGAAUCACAUGGCAGCGAAGAUUGUGGAGAACGUUUGCAGCAGCGUCUCCAGCUACGCACAGGGCUUCAUCACGCCAGAGAUCGGCCCCGCACUCUGGUACCUCUUCACACACUCCACUGUGGACGCAAUGAGGGUCAGCGCCAUAUCUGCCCUUUCCAAAAUCACGCGUCACUCCCCAGCUGCCUUCCAGAGCGUGAUUGACAAGGUGGGGCUACCGGCCCUGCUGGGCAGCUUGGGGUCAGGGGUCAGCCGCAUCCAGCAGCACAUGCUGACCAUGCUGGCGGCCGUCUUGGAGUCGGGUGUCCACUCUCAGCGCCUCCUUCAGGACAAGGACUUUGUGAUGAAGAUCAUGCGCUCUCUGGAGAGUCCGUCUGCGGUGAUCCGGGCGAAGGCCUUCCUGGUGCUGCUGCUGGUGCUGAUGCAGAGCCGAGACAUGCUGCUCUUCUGCUGCAGCUCCAGACUGGUGAUGUACAUUGAGAGAGACAUCAGAAAGGCCACGCCGGGGAAGGAGCAGCAAAGCGGCAAUGAAUACCUGUCAAAAUGCCUGGGCCUGUUCAUCCGUCACAUCACGCAGGAGCUGCCUGCCAUCCUGGAUGAUAUAUUGUUUGCGCUGGACAGCGUGGUUGGCCGUAAACACCCGUCUCCUGCUCAGGCCCGACAGCUGAAGCAGAACCUGCCUAUGAUGUCUGUGGUGCUGCAGCUGCUCACCUCCCAGAUAUUCAGGCCACAAGUAGUGACUGACCAGUUUCUUCUCAAAUUUGGAGCAAUAUUGAAUCACAUCACCUCCAUUGACUCCAGCGAGAUGAGCUUGGGAACUGCAGUUGGCGCCGGUGGUGCAGAGGAUCUCAUCAGGAGCACUCUGAGUGCCGUGGAGGCCGUGACCCAGCACCCAGCGCUGCUCACCCCACACCCCCACACGGUAGUGGAUUCCAUUCUGCCUCCUUUGACAUCGCUGGCCUUCAGCAAAAAUGUUGAGUGGCGUAUUGUGAGUCUCCGGGUGCUGUCUGAGCUGGCGCUGCUGCUGCUUAGCCAGGAGGAGCUGGAUGUGGAGGAGGAGGAGGAGGAGGAUGGAGGAGGAGGAGAGAAGAGCGGCUCCUCCAACGCACGGCUCCUGGACCUCAUCUCUCAGGCUCUCCUACCACAGUAUGAGUCUCUGCUGUUGGAGCCAGAUCCGGUGCCUGUGUAUGCCCUGAGACUGCUCGUGUCACUCACAGAGCACAGCCUGCAGAUCAGCAGGCUUGUUAAAGAGAGUCGUCUCCUGCCUGUCAUCUUCCAGGUCGUCAUGGACCACCAGACUAACGUCCUUGGAGGGACCAUGCAGAACGCCAUGGCUCUCCUCAACAACCUGAUUGGGGAGAAGGCCGAAGACCUCCAUCUCUUCUAUCAGCAAGGCGUGGUGGAGAUGGUGUGCAGUGUGCUGCUCUACCUCCAGAGGGAGGAGCUUCUGGUGGUGAAGGCCAGUGUGUCUCUGCUGCUGUCCCUGUUGGACAUCCUGCACAGCCUGCUGAAACACCUCUCUGCUGUCGUCCGACACGCACUUCAGGGUCAGACACCAGAACAUUCUGACGAGACGCAGGCAGCUGAGGAGCUUCUUCUCAUCAACAAGCCACUAACGGACCUGAACAGUCUGCUCAUUCAAAUGCUGGUGAGCACAGACCCUGAGGUGUACGACGAGGCCAGCCAGUGUUUGUCCCUGCUGGCCCAGAUGUACGGCGGACAGGGCCCCGACUGCCUCUUCCCUGAGGACCUGCUCUCUCUGGAGCAGGCACUGCAAGCACACCCCCAACCCCGGGAGCAGAGGCUCCUGCUACGGGUCAUCAAACGCCUGAUGAGUGCCUCAGAUGGUUUGUGUUGGUCUUCUGCUGAGGGCCAAAGCCUCGUCCUCCUGCUCCAGAGCCUCUCCCGUCAUUCCAGGGCUGCUGCAGACUCUGCCGUGGGAUCACUGGCCUCUGACAUACUGCAAGUUAUUGACCAUAAUGCAGCAUAAAUCAUGCAGCCAGGACCUGGAGGCUGUACAGCACACACUAACUUCAUGCUGAAUCUAUAGUCAUGUAUAUUUUGUAUGUUUUACUAUUAAAGAAAGGUUUUAUACUGCAACCAUUUGUUGUCAUUCAUUUAAAAGAAUCAUGCCUAAAAGCAAGACCUCCGUUUAGUAACUUUAAAAGCAAAGCCUAUAAUGGAUUACAACGUGGUUGAUUUGAAUAUGGGGUAUGCAUGGGAAUGCACGUUCCAAAUCCCCUGUAAACUGACAAACCAGCAAAGAAAUUUAAGUCCAUUUUUAUUGUUUAGCCAUGUCAUAACCAUGUCUCAAAUAAGCACAGCAGGCCACAAUAAUUAGGGGUUCUUUUUCAAAACCUUCUAGAGCUACCAUCAAAAAAAAAGAAAAAGAAAAUUAAAGUGACCCCACCCAUUGCACACCCUUUGGAACAUCUCUGUGACCACUGGAAAUGGUGAGAUCAUUUAAAGCAAGAAAAGAAAGGAAAAAAUAUCCAGAUUUGGACUGUUGCCAAUUUCUUUUAUACAAAAGCUACACAAUGUUUACACUUGAUCAGAGUACAAUUCAAAUGAUUAUUAGUGUUUCCUACACCAUUAACUUGAUAAAGUCUUUAAACCGAUGGAGCAUCACCACUAUAGAACUCAACACUACGAUAGGACAUGAUAAAAGGAAUACAAAUUACUGCAAAAAAAAUAAAAAUAAAAACAAAACAAGAAAAACAAAAAUAAUGAAAUGAAACAAUAGACCAAUAUAAUAAAGCAAGCUACAUAAGUACCAUUACAGACAGAGGAAAUCAUUAAAAAAUAAAAAAUAAAAGGUCAUAAAAAAUACAGGCAAGGCUAGGGUUGAAAAUUCCAUCUCUUAGGAUCCACUUUUUCAGGCGUCCUUCGUUCUCCAGUCACCCACCCCACAAGACUUCCACUUCUGAUAAAAUCUCUGGCCCACGAGAACCAGAACAAAAGUUUGUCAUUUGUUUUUCUCUCUCUCUCUUUUUUUUUUUUAAAUUUCCCCACCCCGCCCCACUUGUUCCCAUAGGAAACUCAGGUUGAAUGAGUGUGUCAGGCACUUUCUGAGAUACUAGCCCCCCUCCACUUCCUCUUCCUCUUGAGACCGCCCAGCAACUCUUACAGGCCAGAUCACAACGCAGGUUCAUUCAGAUCAGACGAUACAGCU
Molecule: messenger RNA, 5157 nt
Organism: Engraulis encrasicolus (European anchovy)
Lineage: Eukaryota; Metazoa; Chordata; Actinopteri; Clupeiformes; Engraulidae
Gene: ulk4
Product: unc-51 like kinase 4
Exons: 37
Coding region: 142-3975 (1277 amino acids)
Biological process (GO): protein phosphorylation
Molecular function (GO): ATP binding; protein kinase activity
Source: RefSeq, a predicted model, not a curated record